Macrosiphum euphorbiae (potato aphid) is the source of this 6039-nucleotide messenger RNA. NCBI's taxonomy places the organism in Eukaryota, Metazoa, Arthropoda, Insecta, Hemiptera, Aphididae. The record is from the annotation of a GenBank genome assembly.
AUGUCAUCUGUACGCAUGCAACAUUUUGUAACCAGGUUAAAGUCCAAAAACUUAGAAAUCCGUAAACGUGCUGCUCGAGAUUUAAAUCUCUAUGUUAAAACUGAACUACGCGAAGUAUCAGCAGAAGAACGUGCAGUUUUUAAUGAUGAAUUUAACCAACAUAUAUAUGAAAUGGUGUCAAGUUCUGACAGCAAUGAGAAAAUUGGUGGAAUACUUGCUAUAUUGUGUUUAAUUGGUGCUGAUGUUGGCAAUAAAAAUAACCGUAUUAGUAGGUUUGCAAACUAUCUACGUAAUUUAUUGCCAUCUGCCGAUUCGGCAGUAAUGGAGCUUGCUGCCAAAACAGUUGGAAAAUUAGCCUUGGACUCUGGCACUUAUGCAGAUCAGUAUGUUGAAUUUGAGGUGAAAAGAGCAUUUGAAUGGUUAGGUGGUGUAAGAAAUGAGCCCAAAAGAUAUGCUGCAGUGCUCAUACUCAGGGAAAUUGCUACUAUGGUUCCCACUCUAUUUUUUCAACACGCAGCUCAAUUUUUGGAUUUGGUGCUAAAUGUAGCGCGUGAUCCAAAACCAAGCAUUAGAGAUGGAGCUGUAGAAGCAUUAAGAGCAGCUCUUGUUGUAACUGCUCAAAGAGAAACCUCUAAACAGACCCAGAAAUCUGAAUGGUACAAGCAAUGCUAUGAAGAAGUGAUGAAUGGAAUUGAUGAUUGUAUAAAUAAAGAUAAAGGAGUAAUUCGUGAUGACAAGAUCCAUGGAUCCUUACUAGUAUUAAAUGAACUACUUAGAGUCAGUAAUGUUAGUUGGGAAAGACGAAACGACUCUUUGAUGCAAAGAUUGCAAUGGGAUCAAAGUCAGACUAGUGCGGAAAUACUGAGUUUAUUACCUCGGACAAAGUCUGCUUUAAAAGGAUUGGUAGGUGGUUCUGGACGAACAGAUGAUGACUCAGUAAGAAUCGCAUCAUCAGGUAUUCGAUACGAAAGUAGUGCUUGUAAAAAUCUACUGCAAGAAAACUAUGAUCGAGUGUGUUCAUCAGCAAUAUCUCAUAGAAUGUGCAGAAAUCUUUUAGUGAAUUCUGCUCUGAUGAAAUUGCUUCCUAGAUUAGCUGCAUUCAAUAAAUCAAUUUUUGUUCAAAACUACUUAAAUUCUUCAAUGCUGUUUCUUCUUGCAACUAUUCGCGGUCGUGAUCGUGAUCAACGGACUUAUGCAUUGGUUGCUGUUGGUCUAGUAGCAAUAGCUAUUGAAGAUCAUAUUAAGCCGUAUUUAUCCAAAAUUGUAGAAUUGAUACGUAGUUUCUUACCAUCCAAGGAUAGUUCAAAAAAAAAACCUACAAAUUCUGAACCAGCGGUUUAUGUUUGUAUUACAUUAUUGGGAAUCGCUACUCAACACAAUAUUAAGAAUGAUCUUAAAGAACUUCUUGAACCUAUGUUGGCCAUGGGCCUCAGUCCUACUCUCACUAUAGCCUUUAAAGAAUUAGCAGUAGCUGUACCUGCAUUAAAAAAAGAUAUAUCUGAUGGAUUACUGAAAAUACUGUCUCAAGUGCUUAACAACCGUAAUACUUCAAUAGCUUUACCAAUAUCUGUUACAAGUUCUGCACUCAGUUUGUCAUUAAUGCCAUCAGCUUUCGAGUCUCAAAAUAUUUCAAAUAUUGUUUUGGCUCUCAGAACACUUGGUAGCUUCAACUUUGAGGGGCAUUCUUUACUGCAAUUUUUACGUCGCUGUGCUGAGCAUUAUCUAGGAAGUGAACAACAGGAAGUCCGAAUUGAAUCUGUUCGAACAUGUAGUCGUUUAUUACGUUUGGCAAUUGAGUCGCCACAAAGUAAAACAUCUCAUACUGUUAGAUACACAAUUUCUACAGUAAUCAAGCAACUACUGGUCGUUGGAGUUGCUGAUACUGAUCCUGAUGUGCGUUAUGUAGUGUUUGAGAAUCUCGACCGCAGUUUUGAUUUUUAUCUAGCUCAAGUUCACAAUCUUACAGCAUUAUUUAUGGCUAUGAAUGAUGUGAAUUUUGAAAUAAGAGAAAUGGCCCUCUGUACUAUAGGGAGGCUUAGCCUGGUAAAUCCUGCUUAUGUAAUGCCACCAUUACGCAAAACACUGAUGCAGUGUUUGACUGAACUUGAACAUAGUGGAAUGGGUCGUAAUAAAGAGCAAAGUGCCAGAAUGAUUGACCACAUGGCUGUUCACGCUCCUCGUCUUGUAGCUCCAUAUGUGCAACCAGUUUUAAAAAUAUUGGUUCCUAAACUUCAUGAACCUGAUUUAAAUCCAAGUAUUUUGAUAAGUAUACUUGCGUGCAUUGGAGAUUUGGCACAGGUAAAUGGUGAAGAAAUGUGUUGUUGGACUGAUGAACUGUUGCCUUUCUUAUUGGACAUGUUAGGCGAUGGUGCAUCGCAAGAAAAACGUGGAGUUGCUCUGUGGGUACUUGGUAAAUUAGUUGAAGGACUUGGGUAUGUCAUCCAACCAUAUGAAAAAUACCCUUCAUUAUUAGACACUUUACUGGGAUUUUUAAAAACCGAACAACAGCCUAUAGUCAGAAGAGAAACAAUACGGGUACUAGGACUCCUUGGAGCUUUAGAUCCUUAUAAACAUAAAAUGAACUUGGGACAGAUUGAUUCUCAAAUUGAGUCUACUGCUUUACUUUCGAUGACUGAUCCUCGUCCUAUAUCAGAAACCGAAUGGACGACUAGUGAAAUGUUAGUAAACAUGAGUACAUCAACACUGGAAGAAUAUUAUCCAGCCGUAGCGGUUGCAACACUUAUACGCAUCAUUCGUGAUCCAAAUUUAGUUCAACAUCACACUAUGGUUGUACAAGCUAUAACAUUUAUCUUUCAAUCUUUGGGUAUAAAGUGUGUGGCGUACAUACCACAAGUUAUGCCAAGUUUUUUAAAUGUAAUUCGUACAGCAGAUGCCAACUUCAGAGAAUAUCUAUUCCAGCAGUUGGGUGUACUUAUAAAUAUUGUUGGCCCACACAUCCGCAACUAUUUGGAUGAUAUAUUUUUGUUAAUUAAAGAAUUAUGGAUCCCAAAUAGUUCACUACAAUGUACUUUAAUCCAACUAGUCGAGUACAUAGUCGUGGCGCUUGGAGCACAGUUCAAAACCUACUUAUCUCAAUUAAUGCCUAAUAUACUAAGAAUACUUUAUCAUGACUCUAGUAAAAACCGCAAUGUUACCAAAAGGAUGGUUGUAGCUUUAUGUAAAUUUGGUAUUAAUUUGGAUGAAUAUUUACACAUGAUUAUGCCACCACUAGUAAACUUAUUCGAUGCUACUGAUCAUCCUACUCAAGUCAGCCAGGUGGCAAUGGAAACUGUUGCACAGUUAGCAUACACUUUGGAUUUUACAGACUACGCAUCACGCAUAAUACAUGGAAUUGUAAAUUCUAUAGAAAGUACACCAGAACUUAGAAAAACUGCUAUGGAAACAUUAUGUGCAUUGAUAUGUCAAUUGGGUCGCAAAUAUAUAAUUUUUAUGCCACUUGUUGCUCGCACUUUAAAUAAAUGCCAAUUCAAUUAUCCCCCUUAUGACAUGCUCAUUACUUAUAUAUCAUCAAACACUGAUGGAAGUCUAGAAGAAAACCUGUUGCUUUCUAGACACAAGCAGUUCAAAAGUAAAAAAGAAGUUGGUGUACAUUUAGUUGGAGAUGCGGCUACCAUAAUAAAAAAGAUGCAUACAUCAUUGCCGAAUUUACAAAAAGCAUGGUUGGCAAAUCGUUGUGUUUCUAAAGAUGAUUGGCUAGAGUGGUUAAGACGACUCGGCAUUGAUUUCUUGAAAGAAUCACCAUCACCAGCACUGCGUUCAUGUUGGGCACUUGCCCAAACAUAUUCUCAGUUGCCUAAAGAUCUGUUUAAUGCAGCGUUUGUCAGUUGUUGGACAGAAUUAACAGAACCACUUCGAGAAGAGCUAAUACAGACAUUAGAACAGGCAUUGAUGGUUUCUGAUCUUCCAGAAAUGACUCAGACUAUAUUGAACUUGGCAGAAUUUAUGGAUCACUGUGAAAAAGGACCAUUGCCAAUUGAUCCUCAUAUACUUGGUGAAAGAGCUAUGGACUGCAGAGCUUACGCAAAAGCUCUGCACUACAAAGAAGAUGAGUACAUCCAAGAGAUAAAUAGUCGAGUAUGCCCAAAUAUUAUUGAAUCACUUAUAUCUAUUAACAACAAAUUACAGCAAAAAGAGGCAGCAUCGGGUCUGUUGGAAGUAGUUAUGAGUAAGCAAGAAGAAGACCAAGAACCUGGGGAACAGUUGAAAAUACAAGCAAGGUGGUUCGAAAAACUACAUAACUGGGAACAAGCAUUGUCAUGUUACGAAGGGUUUUUGCAAAAGGAACCAAAUGAUAUAGAAUGGUCAUUAGGAGAAAUGAGAUGUUUGGAAUCUUUGGGUCAAUGGGGAAAGCUGAAUAAUGUGGCUGCUUCUCAUUGGUUACAUUUUCCUGAAAGUGGGCGUGAAAAAAUGUCAAGGGUUGCUGCAGCUUCAGCCUGGGGACUAAAACAGUGGCAACAAAUGGCAGUUUAUGUGGAUUUCAUACCGAGAGACACUAUGGAUGGGGCCUUUUAUAGAGCGGUUUUAUCUAUUCAUGGAGAACAGUACGAACAUGCUCAGAAAUUUAUUGAUUUGGCUCGGGAAAUUUUGGAUACCGAACUUACAGCAGCCGCUGCAGAAAGUUACCAGAGAGCUUAUGGUGCCAUGGUUUCCGUACAAAUGUUAUCUGAACUUGAAGAAGUUAUUCAAUAUAAACUGAAACCAGAGAAACGUCCGAUUAUUUACAAAGUUUGGUGGGACAGGCUUCAGGGAUGUCAAAGAGUUGUAGAAGACUGGCAGCGUAUAAUUCAAGUACAUUCAUUGGUGUUAAAUCCCGAAGAAGAUAUGCAUACAUGGCUUAAGUAUGCUGCUUUGUGUCGCAAAUCAUCACGCUUGGUAUUGUCUCAUAAGACUCUAACAACAUUAUUGGGUACAGAUCCUUCAAAAAAUCCUUCUGAACCAUUACCAAUGACACAUCCUCAUGUCACAUUUGCAUACAUUAAGCAUAUGUGGACUUCUGGGACUAAAGCGGAAGCCUUCAAUCAUUUAAAUAGUUUGAUCCAAUAUGUGCUGCCACAAUUAAAACGAAGAGGGAAAGAUAGCGAGAAACUUAGAAAUGAUCCUACUAAAAAACUAUUGGCCAGAUGCUACUUAAAGUUAGGUAAUUGGCAAGAAGAGCUUCAGGGUUUGACUGAAUUGUCAAUACCAAAUGUUUUAGAACACUACUCUGAGGCAAAAGCUCAUGAUCCUAGCUGGUAUAAGGCAUGGCAUUCGUGGGCGUAUAUGAAUUUGAAACUGUUCCUUUUCUACAAACAUAAGCAAAAUAAGUCACAAUCAAAUGAUCAUACUGCAGAAAAAGCAAUAACUGAUAAAGCUAGCUCUGAGUUUCCAAAGUCUGACCAAUAUAUUUCCAAAUUUACUGUACCUGCAGUUGAAGGAUUUUUUAAAUCUAUUGCACUGUCUCAGGGUAGUUCACUACAAGAUACAUUGAGACUCUUAACUCUUUGGUUUGAAUAUGGUCAAUAUCAUAAUGUGUAUGAAGCCAUUGUUGAUGGCUUAAAAUCUAGUCAUAUCAACACAUGGUUACAAGUGAUACCUCAACUGAUUGCUCGCAUUGACACACCUCGUACACUAGUCAGUCGUCUGAUUCAAGUUCAGCUAAUCGAUAUAGGCAAACACCAUCCUCAGGCUUUGGUUUAUCCACUGACUGUCGCAAAUAAAUCUGCCAGUGCAGCACGUAGGAAUGCUGCAAGAAAAAUCUUAAAAACUAUGUGUGAACAUAAUCCAAAUUUAGUGCAGCAAGCAGUCAUGGUUAGUGAUGAACUACUUAGGGUUGCCAUACUUUGGCAUGAAUUGUGGCAUGAGGCCUUGGAAGAAGCCAGUAGAGGACCUGAGACUCUGAAAGAAACAUCAUUUAACCAAACAUAUGGUAGAGAUUUGGUUGAAGCUUUAGAAUGGUGUAAUCGUUAUCUGGUUUCUGGUAAUAAUCGUGACUUGAAUCAAGCAUGGGAUUUAUAUUAUCAUGUUUUUCCGUCGAAAUAA